GCCGCGGCUGAGGAAGUGUCCACACUUGCCGAAGAAACCGAAUCCGCAGAAGGGGAGGUUGCCGCAGAAGGCGAAGAACUCGAAGCAGGACAAAAGGAACCCGCGAGUGCCGAAGUCGAAAGCCAAGCCAGCGCCGAGGUAGCACCCGAAAGUGACGCCGAGGAUGAUGAUGAUGAGGAGGAGGAUGACAUCACCGAUGCUCUCGACCCUGAGGAUGAUGAUGAUGAUGACGAAGAAGAAGAUGAUGACGACGACGAGGAAGAUGACAUAACCGACGCCCUCGGCAGGAACAUCUCAAAGCACUCACGUGCACUGAAAGAGGAACCAGAGAAAAAACCAACUGUACCAGCGGCGUACAUUGUUAAAUACAACAGAUUCGUUGAUAAUAUCCUUGAGAAAAUGAACGACAUCCUCAGACGAUCAUACGACCCAGUUAAUGUUAAACUUCAACCUAUUGAUGCUAAGAAGAAGAAUUCUAAACCAAAGAAGGACAAGACUAAGUCCAAGAAAAAAUCUAGCACCAAGAAGAAGCAAACUAAACGUGCUGGAAACACCGCUGUGACUGAAAAUAAAACAGUUGAAGGUCUUACAAAAACGAAUGAAAUAAACGAUGCACCAUUGAUUGAUUCCAAGAUUGUAGACGUAAAGAAAACCGAAGAACAAACCGAAACAAGAGUUUUGAAAGACAAAUCUGUUACUCCAAAUGGAAAAGCUAAGCCUACUACAACAAGACCUAAGCCUCCUACUAAAGCAACUAAACCGAAGCCAAAGCCUCCUGUAAAAACAACUACAAAGAAACCAGUUAAUAAGAAUAAAACCAAAACGAGUGAGAAAAGCAAGCCAAGAGCUAAGGGUACUUUGUAUGGAUUGUCUUCAUUGAGGAGAAAUGGCGACGUGGCUGUCAACAUUUUAUCAGAUCACACUACUGUAAAGAGUAACUUUGCUGUUGGACCUCUUGUUCUAAGAGUGGAGAAAGAGAUUGGACGUGGAGCUAAGAAAGAAAUCAAAUCAGCAACUGCCACCACAGCGGAAAUGACGGGGAAAAUAACAUUGAGAGUAAACAACCAAGGUGUUGCUACAUUGCAUUCGAUAAAAGUAUUACAGCCUAAACAGGUUCGAGUGGACAGCAACCACGAACGUACCCGAGAACUGGUCUGGCAGCGAAGUGCUCGCAUAGCCCAUGUUGUGUCAGAGAAAUUGAUGUCAGCUUCCAAACCUAUGUUUUACCAUUAAAUGAUCUGUUUUGUUUAUGAAUUUUCAAAGACUAUACGAAGACUGGAAAAUUAUUGAAAAUCUAAAAAUUGUAAACUAGUUCGACAAUAACGUAAAUGUGGUAAUGGUAUUUUGAAAAAUAAUUUUACGUUAUAAUUACAUGGGAAGUUUCGAACUGGUUUACAUUCAAAUUGAUAAUUGAAAAAAGACGUUUCAUUAUACGCUACAAAAUGAUUGUUGUUUGUGGUCGUUUUCAAGUAUUUUAAGGGUUCGCAAUUUUUCGAUACUCAUUAUAAUAUAGUCAACAGAAUGCAUUUAUAAUUAUAAUUUUUGGUGCUAAGAUAAACGUAAGUUAUAUUUUAAUAUUUAAUCUUAUUUAUUCUACAUUUACAAUACGAAUAUAAAUAAAAAAAUACAAUAA
Messenger RNA from Papilio polytes (common Mormon), 1633 nucleotides. Its product is annotated as nonsense-mediated mRNA decay protein 2-like. NCBI's taxonomy places the organism in Eukaryota, Metazoa, Arthropoda, Insecta, Lepidoptera, Papilionidae. The annotation marks the transcript as partial. The transcript is spliced from 5 exons. The record is from RefSeq and is a predicted model, not a curated record.